Messenger RNA from Abrus precatorius (Indian licorice), 544 nucleotides. RefSeq lists its product as uncharacterized. NCBI's taxonomy places the organism in Eukaryota, Viridiplantae, Streptophyta, Magnoliopsida, Fabales, Fabaceae. The coding region runs from base 185 to 454 and encodes 89 amino acids. Gene Ontology annotation, cellular component: chloroplast. The record is from RefSeq and is a predicted model, not a curated record. The transcript has a single exon.
AGACACUGGUGGAGAGGUAGUGCUACUUAGUUUUCAUGUCACAAUGCAAGCCAAAGCCAACGGCUCAGAUUGAGUUCAGAGCAGCAGCCACAAGAGAUAUAUCAUCAUUGGUACUUGGCCUUCUUUCUCCCGUAUUCAAAUCCAACCAAAAUAUUGUAGGUUGUGUCCGCUUAGCUUCUUUUAGAUGGCUUCUCUGAUCAUGUCAUUUGCUCCAGCAACAGGAACAGUGUUUGCAGCAACAGCUGCAAAGGGUGCAGGUGGUAGCAAGGAGGAGAAAGGAUUAUUUGAUUGGAUUCUGGGGGGCUUACAGAAGGAAGAUCAGCUACUAGAGACUGAUCCUAUACUCAAAAAGGUGGAGGAAAAAAGUGGAGGCACCACCAAUGGCCGCAAGAACUCUGUGACUGUGCCACCAACGAAGAAGGGUGCUUUUGGGGGGUUGUUUGCAAAGAAUUGAAGGAAUUUUCAUGCAAUUACCUUGUUCAAUUGCAUGCAUUAUAUUCCUUUCCAUUUAGCUUUUAAUCUAUUGACCAUUAUGGAAUCUUGA